Molecule: messenger RNA, 1014 nt
Organism: Salvia hispanica
Lineage: Eukaryota; Viridiplantae; Streptophyta; Magnoliopsida; Lamiales; Lamiaceae
Product: Ribosomal protein L3 family protein
Biological process (GO): translation
Cellular component (GO): ribosome; chloroplast envelope
Molecular function (GO): structural constituent of ribosome
Source: RefSeq, a predicted model, not a curated record
CUCUCUUAACUGAGGGAGUGGAUAAGGAAACCAAUCUAAAUUUCUCUGCAUCAACAAUGUCAAUCUCUUCUCUCUCCGCAACCAUCCCCACCACCUCCAAGCGCUUCUCCUCCUCCGCCUCCUCCUCCUCCCCCUCCUCCUCCUUCCUCCUCCGCCUCCCCUUGAAGCGCUUCUCCUCCCUCUCUCUCAAUGCCUCCCCCUCCAAACCCCCCACCAUCUCCGCCUCAAUGGAGGCCGGAAUCGGCCUCAUGGCCACCAAAUUAGGCAUGAUGUCCUACUUCGACACCACCGGCCAAGUCAUCCCCGUCACCAUCGUCGGCUUCCGCGAGGGCAACAUUGUCACUCAGGUCAAGACCAAGGCCACCGACGGCUACGACGCCGUCCAAGUCGGUUACCGCAGGAUUCGCGACCGGAAACUCACUAAACCGGAGCUCGGCCACUUGGAGAAGUCCGGAAUCAUUCCGCUCCGCCACUUGCAGGAGUUCCGGCUGCAGUCCGUCGAAGGCUUCGAGCCUAAUCAGCGCCUGGCGUUGGAGGAGCUUUUUAAGGAAGGCGAUUUAGUCGACGUUUCCGGAACCACCAUUGGAAAGGGGUUCCAAGGUGGAAUCAAGAGACACAAUUUCAAGAGAGGGCUUAUGACUCACGGGUCCAAGAGCCAUAGGCAACUCGGCUCCAUUGGUGCCGGAACUACUCCAGGACGUGUCUACCCGGGCAAGAAAAUGCCCGGGAGAAUGGGAGGCACCAAGACGAAGAUCAGAAAGCUCAAGGUUAUCAAGAUUGACAACGAACUCAAUGUCGUGAUGAUCAAAGGUGCCGUUCCUGGUAAACCAGGCAACCUGCUCCGCAUCACACCGGCCAAAAUCGUGGGAAAGAAUAUCCCCCAAAAGUAGCCUCACUCUGUAAUCUAUGAUGUUCAGUAAGUAGCUUUUGAAAUUCUUGUUUGAAUUGAGCCUAGUUUGUCAUUGCCGUUUGAAAACAUUUUUGAGGCUACAGGAAUGGAAAUUUUCUGCAAUA